This is a messenger RNA of Melitaea cinxia (Glanville fritillary), 639 nucleotides long. RefSeq lists its product as uncharacterized. NCBI's taxonomy places the organism in Eukaryota, Metazoa, Arthropoda, Insecta, Lepidoptera, Nymphalidae. Bases 41 to 619 code for a protein of 192 amino acids. The record is from RefSeq and is a predicted model, not a curated record. The transcript is spliced from 5 exons.
UCCAAAGCCAUCUGAAACCACAGAGUGGUUAAAUACCAUUAUGGAGGAGUCUAUCAGUGGUCUUCCAGCGGUAUAUGAUAGUGAUGCUAUGAUAAAUAAUCCUGAAAACGUACCAAUUGACAAAGUGGAAUUGGAAACAACCGCAAACAUACAUUUGGAUUUAUCACAAGACAAAUAUGUAGAAGACUUUGCAUCAGAUGUUGAUAACGUAUGCCCAGAGUCCGAGCAGGUGAUGAAGGAAAAUAUUCCUAACUAUAUUGAAUUACGAAGUUCUAGUGGAUUUGACACAUCCACUCCAAAAGCUAUGCUGCGAAAACCUGUGUCAAAAGAGUUGUCAUUCAUUCAAAAGAAUAAAAAGACUGCUUUUACUCCUUUGGAGACCAGAAAGCGAAUAAUAAUACACACAGAAAAAAAAAUUGAUUUAUUAAAUAAAAAGCAGGGUAGGGAACUGGAUUUAGCCCGAUAUGCCAAAGAAGAACACGAGCUUAACAUGAAACAUAAACAAGAACUACAUGAGCUCGAACUUUCAUUCAGAAAAAAAAUGCAUGAAUUAGUUUUAGAGAAAUGUAAAUAUGAAGCAGAAAAAGCAAAGUUAGAGUUAAAUAAUGUAUUUAAAUAAAUAAAGCAUUUCAAUCAUAA